AUGCAGGGAGGAACUAGCAGGUCUGGCAAAGGCCUGGACGAGCUGGGUGAAGAGCUCCUGGCCCUCAUAGCCACCCUGCCGGUUGUCACUGAGGAGCUGAAAGAGAGAGAGAGCAAGCCAGGACAGAGGAAGAGUAACCGCAGAGAGAGGCUGUCCGGCCCCAUGUCUGCCCCUGCUCCAGCCAAUAGGAGGUCUGCGUCGGGCUCUCGCAGAUUCAACCCUCUGAAGGCGCUGCAGCCCAAACGCCGCUUGCAGCAAAUGCUGGCGUCCUCGCCCGUCCCGGUGCCCAAGCCGGUGUUUGACUACUGCAGGUUCAUAGAGCUAGACUACGUUCCCAUGGAGACAGGCUAUAUGGUCUCAAUGCGCCCGACUAAAGGCUAUGCAUCGACCAAGUCACCGAGUAAAGGAUACGCUUCCACCAAGUCUCCGGAGCGCCACAGUCGUUCAACAAACUCACCCUCCACCCCUCGCUCUCGGCGGACACCGGCCCCUCCCAGUAACAGAGAUCCCUAUGGCAACACCUCCCUCAGCAGCAGCAGCAACUCUGGCUCUUGUAAGGGCAGUGACUGCAGCCCCACCAAAGGACGUCACCAGAAGUACACGUCAUGCACGGACAACCAUGGUAUCCGCCCCCCUCCGCCAGAGCAGUACCUCACCCCCCUGCAGCAGAAGGAGGUGUGUAUCCGACACCUGCGGGCCAGGCUAAAGGAAACCAUCGACAGGCUCCAGGACAGGGACACAGAGAUAGAUGAGCUGAGAGGCCAGCUCUCCAGGAUGCAGGAGGAUUGGGUUGAGGAGGAGUGUCACCGCGUGGAGGCCCAGCUGGCCCUGAAGGAGGCACGGCGAGAGAUCCAGCAGCUCAAACACGCUGUGGACACGGUCCGGGCCAGCCUCAGCGACGCAGGGGGACUCAGCGGGGAUGGAGGGGUCCAAAAGUAUUUCCAGGACAUCAACACUCAGAACCACAAGCUGGAGAACCUGCUGCUCAGCAUGGAGCUGGCACAGACCGGGAUGGCCAAGGAUGGGGAGGUCAUACCGGGCUGUCGGAUCCGAGUCGGGGGAUCAGCGCCGGCGUCGGUGUCAGGGGAAAGUCCUGGUGGAAUACCCAAACCGAUGGUAGAUGGGAGGGGAACAUGCUCCUGCGAUGCCUCCCCGGCCCGCUCCUUGACCAGGAGCUCCACUUACACCAAGCUGAGUGAUCAGGUGCUGGCCGACCGCAACGGUAACGGGCCGGACUUCCCUUGUCUGUCAGGUGAGGGCACCCAGGACAGCGGCUUUGUGUGCUGCGGGGAGAACAGCAUCCCCAGUCGGGCCGACCUGCUGCUCGAGGCAGCCUUCCUGUCUGAGGAAACGGCAUCUUUACUCAACUCCUAUGCGCAGCUACCCCACUCCUCCACCUAUGAGAAGCUGUGCACCGGCGACCGACUGGCACCCUUUCGUUGUGCCCUGGGUGGCAUGGGGAGCGUGAGCCACCCUUGCCUGUCCCACCACCAUCUCUACUUGCACCACCUGCGGGAGGCGGGCAUUCAGACCGAAAGCUGCCCUGUUCCCGCGACAACGGGUUACCCCUCUGACCUGGACACCAUCGCAGAGCAACGCACCUUCCGCUCGCAGGCCUGCAGCCCCACCUCCACCUGGAUGUCCGACGAAGGGGAGGAGGACCUGGACUCCAUCACCACCACGACUUCGGUCACCACAGCAACGAUCAUGACUACGGCCACGGAGCCGAUUCCCGUCUCCAAAACACCGCUGGUCCCUCCUUUACCACGUUCCGCCACGAUGUCAUGUUCCAUAGAGGUCCCUCGAUAUGAGGGGAAGGAAGUAGCGGAGGAAGAUGAAAAGCAAGAAAAGGAGGAGAGAGAAAAGAAAAUUGAGUCCAUGGAGAAGGAGGAAAACGCAAAUGUGGAGCGAUUGAUGGAAAUCUCAGAGAGCUGUGAGAACGUGGAAGUGGAGAGGUUGGACAGAGAGGGAGGGCAGCAGCCACAGGUAGAAGCAGUGGGAUGUGUUGAGGCAGAGACACAGGGCGUGGUGGAGGAAGCAGCACCAGGCGAACGGGGGGAUUUAUCACCGCCAGCAGGAGGGGAACAGGGCAUACUUGAGCUGGGAGAAUGCACUGAAGAAAUCAGGCAUGAAGAGACUAAGCUUGAGCAGCCCAGCGGGGGAAAAAGGCAGCCUGAGGUGGAGCUGUUAGCAGCGUCGACCCAAGUGGAGACGGCAAUGUUGAAUCCAAGAAGCCCUGAGGUAUCACCGGGUUUCGAAAAGCCUCACACCUCGCAGCCGAGGAGAUCCACCUCCCACGAGGAGAUGGCUGGAGUCAGCGCUGUGGAAGUCCACGACAAGGAUGCUGAAGGUGAAACUGACAGAGAGGGUGCCUCGGAGGGCACGGCAGCAGCGGAGGGAGACGCCGCAUCCGAAAGCGGGCCCGUUCAGAAAAGCUACUGGAGUCGUCACUUCCUGGUCGACCUUUUAGCGGUGGCGGUUCCCGUGGUGCCCACAGUGGCAUGGUUGUGCCGCGGUCCGGUUCGUGAAGGACAGCCCAUGUACCAUAUAGGAUCGCUGCUGCGUGGGUGCUGCACUGUGGCGCUCCACUCACUGCGCAGGGGAGGCGGGCUGAGGCACUACCCCGCAGGCGGGGGAGAUCUGGGGGGAUCGAACAUAUGAGA
This is a messenger RNA of Myripristis murdjan (pinecone soldierfish), 2663 nucleotides long. RefSeq names its product syntaphilin b (gene snphb). Gene Ontology annotation, biological process: neuron differentiation. Lineage: Eukaryota; Metazoa; Chordata; Actinopteri; Holocentriformes; Holocentridae. The transcript has 10 exons. The coding region runs from base 1 to 2661 and encodes 886 amino acids. Gene Ontology annotation, cellular component: cytoplasmic microtubule; mitochondrion. The record is from RefSeq and is a predicted model, not a curated record.